AUGAAAGAGUUAGAGGCAUGGAGAUUCGAAUUUUGUGAGGAUAAUAAGAACAAGAAGAUCGAUCGAACACGUUCAGUUUCCCCUUUCAGUCAAGAACCAGGAACUUCUCGCGUUCCUACCAUCGAGGAUCAAAGUCAUAGUGACUCGACGGCAAAGGAGUCCUAUCACAAAUGCCAGGAUACACUUCUAUCAAAGAACUGUUUAAUGAGGCAUCAGAGUGGAUUCUUAUACCAUAAAGAUAUAACCAUAAUCACAAACGCAACAAAACGACAGAUGGAACAUAACCAAACCCCGGAUGUCCUAUGCAUAAUCAAAUUUCACUCACCAGAUUACUCUUUGGUUGAAGAGGCGAUCCUGGAUAUGAUUGUACAUUCUCCUACUGGACACAGGGUUGAGGGAAUGCUUAGUGGAUCUCCGCAACGGCAUAGCAACAUCCGUUACUUCCACUGGGAAGAUGAGGCUGCAGUUGAUCGGUGCAUUGAGGAAUAUCAUGGGCUCUGGAUAAUCGACAGGUUUGGGAGGUUGAGAAGUAAGAUGUUAGUUACUAAGGUAUACCUCACACAUUCUCAUCGCUAA
Molecule: messenger RNA, 576 nt
Organism: Sclerotinia sclerotiorum 1980 UF-70
Lineage: Eukaryota; Fungi; Ascomycota; Leotiomycetes; Helotiales; Sclerotiniaceae
Exons: 2
Coding region: 1-576 (191 amino acids)
Source: RefSeq, a predicted model, not a curated record